Messenger RNA from Chinchilla lanigera (long-tailed chinchilla), 2304 nucleotides. RefSeq names its product G protein-coupled receptor 37 (endothelin receptor type B-like) (gene Gpr37). The coding region runs from base 17 to 1846 and encodes 609 amino acids. Gene Ontology annotation, molecular function: prosaposin receptor activity; G protein-coupled peptide receptor activity. The record is from RefSeq and is a predicted model, not a curated record. Gene Ontology annotation, biological process: positive regulation of MAPK cascade; adenylate cyclase-inhibiting G protein-coupled receptor signaling pathway. Gene Ontology annotation, cellular component: signaling receptor complex; plasma membrane. Lineage: Eukaryota; Metazoa; Chordata; Mammalia; Rodentia; Chinchillidae. The transcript has 2 exons.
UGCGCCCUCGCCCACCAUGAGGGGCCGGGGCGCGCUCCUGGCUCGCGCGUCGCGGCUGCUGCUGUUGCUGCUGCUCAAAAUCUCUGUCUCUUCCGCAAUCGGCUUUGCUCCUGCUCCCAGAAACAAAACUUGUCCCGGGGAGAGCUGUUCUCCCGCUCUGAUUCAGCUCCGCCACCGGGAUGCUUGGGGACCGGGAAGUUCUGCACGAGACGUUCUCGGCGUCCGGGAGCCCUGGGCGCGGCCGGGGGCGGCGGUGCGCGCAGCGCCCUCCCGGGACCUCGUGGCGGCCGCGGGCGGAGACCCAGGUGCGGCAGGGGCGGAGGCGUCGGCGGCUGGUCCCGCGGGACCUCCACCUGGCGCCGGGAGGAGGAGAAGUGCCCGGGGUCGGGAGCACCCUGGCGAGUUAGAGAGAGGGGACCCCAAGGCCCUCCAACUCCUCCUCCAGACCUCAGGGGAGGACGAGAGGAGUUCCAGAGGCGCUAGCAUUUCCUGGCAUAGUCAGGAGCAGAACGUGAAACAGGAACCCGGAGCCAGCGAUCCUUUUUACUGGCCUAAGAGAGCCGGGAAACUCAGGGGCUCCCACCACAAGCCCCCACCCGAGUCGGUCCGUGCCCCCGCAGGGCAUGAAGGGCGGACACUUGCACCCCCGGGCAGGGCGCUACCCCAGAAUGGGUCCUCGGGCGAAGAUGUCCACGAGCUAGGGGGUCCACGCCGGGGGAACAGCACUAACCGGCGCGCGAGACUGAAGAACCCCUUCUACCCGCUGACCCAGGAGUCCUAUGGAGCCUACGCAGUCAUGUGUUUAUCAGUGGUGAUCUUCGGGACGGGCAUCAUCGGCAACCUGGCGGUGAUGUGCAUCGUGUGUCACAACUACUACAUGCGGAGCAUCUCCAACUCCCUCCUGGCCAACCUGGCCUUCUGGGACUUUCUCAUCAUCUUCUUCUGCCUUCCACUUGUCAUCUUCCACGAACUGACCAAGAAGUGGCUGCUGGAGGACUUUUCCUGCAAGAUCAUCCCCUAUAUCGAGGUCGCAUCUCUGGGCGUCACUACAUUCACCUUAUGUGCUCUGUGUAUAGACCGUUUCCGCGCGGCCACCAAUGUACAGAUGUACUAUGAGAUGAUCGAAAACUGCUCUUCAACAACGGCCAAACUCGCGGUCAUAUGGGUCGGUGCUUUACUGCUGGCACUUCCGGAAGUUGUUCUGCGCCAGCUAAGCAAAGAGGAUUUGGGAUUCAGUGGCCGAGCUCCGGCAGAACGAUGUGUCAUAAAGAUCUCUCCCAGUUUACCAGACACGAUAUACGUUUUAGCCCUCACCUACGACAGUGCAAGGCUGUGGUGGUACUUUGGCUGUUAUUUUUGUUUACCCACACUUUUCACCAUCACCUGCUCGCUAGUGACUGCAAGGAAAAUCCGCAAGGCAGAGAAAGCCAGCACCCGGGGGAACAAGCGGCAGAUCCAACUAGAGAGCCAGAUGAACUGCACAGUGGUAGCCCUGACCAUUUUAUACGGAUUCUGCAUUAUUCCUGAGAACAUUUGCAACAUUGUCACUGCCUAUAUGGCCACUGGGGUCUCACAGCAGACCAUGGACCUCCUGAACAUCAUCAGCCAGUUCCUUUUGUUCUUUAAGUCCUGUGUGACGCCUGUGCUGCUUUUCUGCCUCUGCAAACCCUUCAGCCGGGCCUUCAUGGAGUGCUGCUGCUGUUGCUGUGAGGAAUGCGUUCAGAAGUCUUCCACGGUGACCAGCGACGACAACGACAACGAGUACACCACCGAGCUGGAGCUGUCCCCGUUCAGCACCAUCCGCCGGGAGAUGUCCACUUUUGCUUCGGUUGGAACUCAUUGCUGAAAGGCAGUAUUCGGUUUGAUCGGAUCUGUUUGUUUGAUUUGCACAUCUUGUGAACAUUUUUACUUAGUACUUUUUUCUUACAAGGAAAAUAUGCAAAAAAAAGGCAAACAAAUACAUAUUAACGGCUAUAGAACUGAUUUUGCAAAUUAAUAUUUGUGCUCUGAAAAAAAGUGUUUAUAUUUAGUUAUUGAAGAACCAGAAGGCCAAUAGUUUUAGAUCAUUUUAUCUGGUAUGGUGCUAAUAUUUUAUUUGGAAAAAGUUACUGCACCUUAACCUAAUUAAUUUGCUAGAUUUCUUUCUUUUAAAAUGUAGUUAUUGUAUAUUGAUUAUAGCUAUCUGGUUUUGCAAGGUAUUUUAUGUAUUGUGACUGAACUUAUAUUGUAUAUGAUAUUGUGAAAUGAUUUGUACUUAGACGCAUUCACAAAGUAGCACCAAAUAAAUUACACUUUAUUCUUUAA